AGCAAUAUUAAUUUGUGAUUGUACUACAGGAAAAACAAAUAUGGUACAUUUAGAGUUUCAAGAUUUGCUGCCAAUUAUGGCGAGAAAGCUAGGCGGAGAGGGACUGAUCAACGAGCUAUGCAAAGGUUAUCGGAUGUUAAUGGAUGGUGAGAAAGGAGUGAUCACAAUUGAUAGCUUAAAGAAAAACUCUGAGCUGAUGGGAUUGCAAGAAUUUAGUGAAGAAGAAUUGAAGAACAUGAUUAGAGAAGGAGAUAUGGAUGGUGAUGGAGCUCUUGAUCAGAUUGAAUUUUGUAUUUUGAUGUUUAGAUUGAGUCCUGACUUGUUACUUGUGGCUCAACAAUUGUUACAUAAAGCUGAUCAACAACAAAAUAUUGUACACCUUAAGUGAUACUGCAUUAUUCCUGAUUCAUAUGUAAUGUUUCACUUGAUUUGUCAAUGUUAAACUUUUCUUCUUUUAACCAUGGUGUUCAAGUUAGUUUGUGUGUAAUUCGAUUGAUUUCACGGGAUGUUAUC
This is a messenger RNA of Solanum stenotomum, 513 nucleotides long. Its product is annotated as calcium-binding protein PBP1-like. The transcript has a single exon. Gene Ontology annotation, molecular function: calcium ion binding. The record is from RefSeq and is a predicted model, not a curated record. Lineage: Eukaryota; Viridiplantae; Streptophyta; Magnoliopsida; Solanales; Solanaceae. Bases 41 to 388 code for a protein of 115 amino acids.